Messenger RNA from Funneliformis mosseae, 270 nucleotides. The record is from the annotation of a GenBank genome assembly. Lineage: Eukaryota; Fungi; Glomeromycota; Glomeromycetes; Glomerales; Glomeraceae.
AUGUCCCUUGCAAAACAACAAUUAAACGGAGUUCAUGAGCAGGGUCGCUUCUCGCUUUCUGAACAAUCCCUUGGAGUUACCACUAUCGCAAUGCUCUGUUUCACUUCUUAUCCCCAAAACAAAUUAACCACCGCAAGAACUUCAGGCCAGCUUGUGCAAAUUUUUAUCGACAAAUCAAACGUUGACGUACACCUAGAUUGCAUGGUGAUGCGUGCAUUAUUACAGAAUUCAGGAAUGAAAGUAUUAUUUGUUCGUAUUUCGGGCACAUGA